AUGGCUGGUAUUUUAUCCGGUGAUGAAGUCGGUUUGAAUUAUUUCAAAGAUAUUACAACAAUGUUUGUCGGUAUUAUGAUUUUAGCUUGUGCCAUGGAGCAUGUUUGUUUGCAUCGACGAUUGGCAUUAUUAGUACUUAAAUAUGUUGGUUCAUCAAUUAUAUGGAGCAUGGGUGGAUUAAUGAUCGUCACAGCUUUUUUGAGUAUGUGGAUCAAUAAUUCAGCUUCUGCAAAUAUAAUGAUACCGACAGCAUUAGCCAUUGUCAAUGAACUUCAAAAUUAUCAACAAGCAACCAACCGAACAGCUGUGGCUAAUGAGAAUGAUAACCAUCAAAAUUCGACAGAUACACUCGAGAUACAGACAUUUUCGGACAAACAAUCAAUAGAACAGCCAUCUGUGCUUGAAAAUAUUGUCAUUACUUCGAAUAUUCAAACGAUUGAAGAUACACCUACCAAUAGUCAAUUCAAACGCUCUUCAAAAAAUUUUUUAAAUACUUCGUUUACAAAUCAAGUCGACUGUGAACAACUUAAAACUGGUUUUCUUAUUGCUGUAGCCUACAGUGCAGCCAUUGGUGGCAUGAUAACACUAGUAGGAACGGGUCCAAAUAUUUUUGUUAAAGGUUUUACUGAUCAUUAUGUAACAGAUGGAACAACUGGUAUAAUCAUCGGUUGUCUUCCACUUAUUCUACCCAAUAAGAAUCCAUUUCAUGAGGAAUGGGAAUAUCAUCCGAUUCUCACAUGGGAUCAAUUAUCAAAAUCAUUUCCUUGGGGUGUGUUUAUGUUGCAAGGUGCAGGCUUAGCGAUUGCUGAUGGAUUCAAAGUAUCAAAUCUGUCAAGUACUAUUGCUGCUUUUCUUCAUUUUAUUGUCGGAGCUCCUCAAACAUCAAUUAUUCUUGUUGUUAUUAUAAUCAGUGCUGUAUUUACUGAAUUCACAAGUAACCUUGCUUGUGCCACUAUUCUAUUUCCCAUUUUGGACAGUGUUGCGAAAACAGCAAAUAUUCAUCCUGGAUAUCUCAUCUUACCAUCAUGUAUGGCUGUUUCUUUGUCGUUCAUGUUACCGAUUGCCACUCCACCCAAUGCAAUGAUAUUUAUAAGUGGCAAUAUGAAAACUAGGGAUUUACUUAAAGCUGGAUUUGGUAUGAAAAUUAUUGACUCUGAAUUAUGUACAAAAUCAGUUGUUGGCAAAACAUCAAUUGAAUUGGAUGUUACUUGUAUACCAUAUAAUGCUACUGCACAAUCUAUAGCAUAA
Rotaria sordida is the source of this 1248-nucleotide messenger RNA. NCBI's taxonomy places the organism in Eukaryota, Metazoa, Rotifera, Eurotatoria, Philodinida, Philodinidae. The record is from the annotation of a GenBank genome assembly.